Lineus longissimus is the source of this 1622-nucleotide messenger RNA. Its product is annotated as ribosome maturation protein SBDS-like. NCBI's taxonomy places the organism in Eukaryota, Metazoa, Nemertea, Pilidiophora, Heteronemertea, Lineidae. The transcript is spliced from 6 exons. Bases 154 to 912 code for a protein of 252 amino acids. Gene Ontology annotation, biological process: ribosome biogenesis; cytosolic ribosome assembly. The record is from RefSeq and is a predicted model, not a curated record.
UGGAGGUAGAAGUGACUAUUUUUCAAAACAAGCGAUGUGUGUUGCAAUUUUUUCAAUCAAAAACAGCAAUAAACUCAGCUAUCACAAUUCAUUUUCAACUUUGACUUUCACAGUUACGUUUUCCUUGUCGUAAAGUACUAUACAAAGUUGGCCAUGUCGAAUAUAUUUACUCCAACGAAUCAGAAACGGCUGACGAAUGUAGCUGUAGUCCGGAUGAAAAAAGCUGGGAAGAGAUUUGAGAUUGCCUGCUAUCCAAAUAAAGUGAUGCCAUGGCGCAAUAAAGUUGAGAAAGACAUUGAUGAAGUUCUUCAAACACCAGCUGUUUUCAUGAAUGUGUCCAAGGGCCAAGGUGCAAAAUCAGAUGAUUUGAAACGAGCAUUUGGUACAGAUAACCAGAAAGAAAUAUGUCUUCAGAUUUUGGCAAAGGGAGAGUUACAAGUCACAGAAAAGGAACGUCAACAGCAGCUGGAAUCCAUGUUUCGAGAUAUUGCCACCAUAGUUGCUAACAUGUGUGUGAAUCCAGAAAAUAAACGACCUUAUACUGUAACUCUAAUUGAGCGUGCCAUGAAAGACAUCCACUAUUCAGUCAAACCCACCAAGAGCACAAAACAACAGGCCUUGGAAGUAAUCAAGAAAUUGAAAGAAACAGAAACCUUUGAAAUCCAACGAGCCCAGAUGAGAGUACGAGUGUCAAUACCAGUCCGAGAUAUAAAGAAACUCAAAUCAAAACUGAAAGAUAUUGCCAGCAAAGUGGAGGAAGAACGUAUGGAUGAAGGCUUGGAAAUGGUGCUCCUGAUUGACCCUGGAUGUUUCCGUGAAAUCAAUGACCUCAUCCAGGCAGAGACUAAAGGAAAAGGACAGAUUGAGAUGCUAAACUUAAAAGAGAUGGAGGAAGGAGACGAAAAACUGUAAACAAAUGAGGGAACCUUUUGGAGAAGUGGUUUAAACAGGAGAGCAGAUGCAUUUAUAACUCAAAACUCGUUAAUGACUCUUAAUCAAUAAAUAUGGAUGCAAAAGUUAAGAAACGUUUUACUUGCCUAUUUAUUUCAACUCUUAGAACGUAUUUGAAACAGUUCUUUUUCCUAUUAAUUUGUUAGAGAUUGCAUGACAGCUUACAUUUAUCAAACUCAGUUACAGGGGAUGUGCCUGUUAUGCAACAUCCAACUUGAAAAGAGGAAGUUUUAUUUAAAAGAUUACUAAAUCAAUAUCUGAAACACUUUCUGAUGAAUAUUUGCAAUCAGAUUGCUUUGGACUCAAAUGUGCUUCAGCUUGUUCUUGCUAGAGAAAGUGCCAAAUCUGUAGACAAAAUGGCAAUAGGUCUAUUCAGGUGUUUGCCAUGUAGUGGACUGACUACGGGGCUCUGUGUGUUCUAAAGAAAGUGUAGCACUGUUCCACUUCUGAUCUAGUUCCAGCUCCAGUUCAGUUCUUCUUCCAGUUCUGAUAUUAUUAUGAUGACUUAAAUUAUUCAGCAUUUGCUGGGUAAACAUGCAUUCAUCGCUCGACUGUAUUAUCAUUGCAUGAUGGAAUGCUUGAAAUACUAGUACACAUGUAAUAAUUCUAGAUUCGGUGCUGCUGUUUAUAUUUCCUGGCUCUUAAUAAAGACUAUUGGUUAACUACAAAAA